Molecule: messenger RNA, 5326 nt
Organism: Pyricularia oryzae 70-15
Lineage: Eukaryota; Fungi; Ascomycota; Sordariomycetes; Magnaporthales; Pyriculariaceae
Exons: 2
Coding region: 927-4883 (1318 amino acids)
Cellular component (GO): cytoplasm
Molecular function (GO): protein-folding chaperone binding; ATPase inhibitor activity
Source: RefSeq, a predicted model, not a curated record
UUUCAAAGCCCGGUCCAGAAUUCACGUUGCUUUGCUUUGAGUGCAGGCUUGAUUUCUUCUUGGGGAAGUCGGACCACCGGCAAAAAGACGUUGAAGAUAACAAGGGGAAAAGAAACUGAAGAAGAAGAAAAAAAAAGAAAAAAAGGAAAAAGACGUUAGCAAGUUGACUUGCAGCAAACAAAGUACCAAAACCGGUCAGGGCGAGGUGUGGUAACCAACGAUAGUACGCAGCACGGCUUCUUUGAGCUGCGUCGCAUGCUCGUGGGUGCAGACUGCUCCGCAGCCAGUCCGCUCGCCUCAUUAGUACUUGACUUCAACCUGUCCCGAAUUUCCCCCCGGGAUCAGGACUACUCGGGGGCUGUUCCAUGUGGGCAAUUGGAUUUAUCUUAGUUCCGAAAAGCAACAUCCUGUUCACCGUCCAUCGAGGGAGUGCCCUUUUAAGGAACAGGGAAGUGGCUUGUAGCUUCGCCUCAUCUGCAGCAACUGACUGCUGCAUCGUCCAGACCCUGACAGGAGCAAGGCGGGCAAAGCAAGCGGCUGCGUGGGCCAGCCGUCCUCCACAUCCCUGGGGCUCACUCAGUCCAACUCAUUCAAACUCAUUCACUCAAAACAAAAUUGACUUUCCUGGCUUUGCAGCUGUGGGCAAAGACCCGACCCGACCAUAGAUGUAUGCAUACAACACACAUACAUACCUACAUACAUGUGCUACGCGCCACCGCAGCCUCUAGUGGCCAUCAUUCCGCGGCUGCACCUACACGACCAUGAUCUCUCGAUUUGACGAGAAACUGAGGAGCAAUCUGCUGCGAACAUGACGGCUCUCCUUUGAACGAAGAAGGGGGGCUGCAAAAACACCUUGAAAGUCAUCUUCAUACCUUGACUUGAGUACCUGGUCUGUCCGCGUUUUUUUUUUUUAAAAAAAAAGGUGCAUGCGUAAGCCAGCCACCAAAACAGAGGCAGUUGUCACUCGCAAGGUGACCUUUCACCACAACCACACUCGCCUCCCCGGCACAGCUCAAACAAUGCUCGGGAAGCUUUUCAACCUGACGGCCGGCAACAAUGGCGACGACGCCACAGGUGCACAGGAUCAAAGCUCAACAUCUCCCUCACAGCUGAUUUCAACCCUCGAGUCCGUCCAGGAGGACAUACAUACCCGCAACUUGCUAUUCCCCGACGCCGAGUCUCUGUUUCAGCACCGCAACGAUCAGGUCUUUCCACUUUCGGCCGGUCCAGCUCUUCCGUCGACGUCGACCGCUGUCAACUCUUUUGACUAUGACUGCGACGUCUUCCUUGAUGCUCAAGAUGUCCGCGUCCUCAUCAUGCAGGAUGCCCUCAGUGCUAAGCCUGCUGCGCUGAUCUACGACAGCCGCCCGCGUCCACCGCCCACCAGCCCAGUGUCGGAUCGCCCAGACAGGCCUCCUUCCGUGGCUGGGUUCGCCACGGGUCCACCACCGGAUGUACGACGCGGGCCUGUGUCCCCGAGGAAGUCUAGCAUGAGUCAGGGUUCCCGGCCUGGAAACAUGACGCAGGAUGGCUCGCAACCGCAACGGCAGAGCGCCUUUGACCGGAGGGCGUCCAUGCACGGCCGCACUCAGCCGCGCAUCGAGUCAGAUACGCAACGUGCGAACCGCGAGUAUGCCGAUGAGAUCAACGUCUUCUCGAGUUGCAUCUUUGGAAACUCGGAGCUAAUGGCCUACAAAGGCACAUCCACCAAGGUCCAUGUGGUUCCGACUGAUGGUCGCAAUGAAUCUUCUGCCUCAUUCUUCGGCGACGGGAGGGGAUCCCUAGGCAGGGCCAGCAUGCGAUCCUCCAAGCUGUCGCAGUCUUUUUCUUCGGAGGCGGUGGGGGAUUUUAUGCCACAGAUGUCAUCGAGUGCGCUGCCUCGCACUCCACAACGGAAGAAGGUUCUCAUUACGCGGCUGUUCCCCGUGACCUUGCCAAGCGACGAAGCAAGCGACCUUCCGAUAACGACACCGAGCAGUCGAUUCUCGGAGGACAGUGCCGGAGGAUUCCCAUUCCCGCAAGACGGCGAGGAUGGCAAGGCGAAAAUGAAGAGACCACAGCCGAAGCAGAAGCGUACGCCCAUGUAUGCCGUGGCUCUGGUUAUAAAUCUUCCCCAACCCACUGGCGGGAACGGAAAUGGUGUCUCGGUUUCGGCCUCCAGGCAGGGAGUUUUUCGUGGGUCGAGCUCAUACAACGAAAACGAAUCGUUUCCAUCUUCUUUCUCCUCUGCGCGUCGCUCUGGCUGGACAAUGGUCGGGCAGGCUGCGGCCAUCGACUCUUUCGAGUCGGCAUACGUGGGUGACAUCGAGGACCGCAUCGACCCUAUAACGCAGCACUGGGAUAUCAUCAUGCGGACCCUCACACACCUCCAAUCGGUGGUAGCCACCAAGCUCUCCAGCAUGUUGAGACAACAUGAUAUUGGAUCCCCUGAUCAGAUACCGUCGUCCCUGAACUCGCAACUAUCACGACGACCGUCGGUCUCCAGGCGGAGGAGCGAUGAUGGGGCGUCCACGAAAGCCCCCAAAAUGAACGCAAGGUACCUGACUCUCCACCCAAACUGCUUAAUGGACAACCACGAAGUCACUCGUGAGAUCGAGAUUGCACAAGCGCGCAUCGUUGCUGGCCUACGGGCCACGCGAGUCGUCACGGGACAAAAUCGCUGGGGAAUCUGGCGCGAGGAGGCAAGAUGGGUGGCAAGGUGGGCUGGGGUCAAAGAUCAAGGACUUUUCUUCCACAGCCUCCUCACAGGAUAUCUUGCCACGCACACAGACUGGCUACAGGCGCUUGGUCCGUCUUUCCACCGAAAGCGGCACCAAGAACAGGCGAGGGCUCGCGGCGAUGAAGACAUGUCUCUUCCGGCUCGCACCGUGAUUGUUGCCCGAGACAAGAUGGCCGCAAGGAGGCUGGUCUUCCUCCUUGCUGCGUUUCUACCUGCCAAUCAGCAAUUGCCCAUCAGCAUGCGUGCACAUCGACCGAGUACAUCUGCCUCUUUUGGUGGCCCCUUCUCGCAUUCUCCUCCGACCUAUGCCGUUCCGAUCCUGAAGGAAGAGUCCCUCAGACGGAAGAUUAAUCGCCGUACAGCACCGAGGCGAUUGUCACACUCUCGAACCGUCAGCCUACAGGCACAACCUCCGACCCGUAGCUCUGGCCUACCUUCUCAACUCGCCCAUCUGAGCAUGGAACGCGGACAUGAACGGAGACCCUCCGAUGCCACCUCAAUUCGAACCACCUAUCUUCCAAUUUCGACCAGCGACAGCCAGAACCGGAAGAGCAGCGCCGCCACAGCCGCGACCAUCACACCAGAGGCUACGAUCCCUCACUUUGCUACUCUACAGAGACAGGAAUCUCUGUCCAGCCGACGACCGGGGAGUGCGAGCAGCACUGCCGCUGAUGACCUGAAGCGGACCUUACAGAGGGGAGAUAGCAACCUUAGCACGAAUAGCGGAAGCAACAGCCCUGCAGCCAGCGAACCGCGCCCAUCCUCGAGCACUUGGGGUGUGCUCGCUGGCCUAUGGAAUGCCAGGCGUCGAGGGUCUCGUGGCUCUACCGACACAAGCCCACCAAAGAGGGACUCGAUCAACAGCAUCCUGAGCGGGCCCCCAAUGUCGCCUACCAAGCCUACCCUUCGCAGCCAUCAGGAGCAGUUACGAAGCCCUGCGCGACUGACGGCGGAACCAAAGAUGUCGAGAGCUGCAGGCCUCACAUCGGCCCCAGACCUGGUAUCCCGAGAGCAACGCACAGAAGAUUCACCGGGACGCCGGAGGACGGAGUCCCCGUCGACAAGAGAAAGCGUAUCUCGCUCGCCACGCCUCUCUCGUCUUGCCACCUUGUCAGAUGACGGAUCAGAGGCUCUGCUCCCGCCCAGGAGAAGCGACACUUUCCAAAGAAUCCCGGACCCAUCGGGUGCCUUCGAGUCGCCAGUCAAAACCUCCAUAAACAUCAGCGACGGUGUGAUUGACGUCGAUGUCCAAUUCCCCGAGUACAUCACGUCUUUCGAAACUGCUAUUAGUUCACCCUCAAGCAGUGGCUACCUUUCAACACCUGGAGGCAGCGGACUAGAACUUUUUGAACAAACCAGCCGCAUCGCUGCCGAUGGUGAUCAGCCGUUCAACGUUGCGGGUUGGCUCCAACAAUACCAUCCAGACUUCAUACUACAGGCCAUACCACCACAAGAAGACUUGAUUGAGCAAGUCAAAGCUUCUCUCAGGGCGGAGCCUUCGCCGCCAGUCCUGUACUCACCAUACCAUCCCAUGUCAGCAGAAGCACAGCAGCAGGAACGGUGGCUGGAUGUCAGCAGUGUCAUUGUUGCAGACACUACGAGCUUCUCCAUACAGAGAAUUCGAUACCGACGUCUUGUCAAGCUGAAGCCAUUUCAAGACCUCUCCGCUGGGGCCCUACUUACCACAUCGUCGGUCAACACCCAUAGCCCACCUGUAGCUCUGCUCACCCCAGCCGUUACCCCGUACGAGACCAAGUUGGAAGAAGAGUUCAUCAUAGAGCCUAUCGUCACGCUGGACGACGUCCUAGUUGAGGCCGUCGAGCGGGUAGUCGGCCACGUCGGCCUAGACUCGACAAGCUCCUCUCGCUCCACGAGCAAACGCCGUGAGCGGAGUAACAGCGACACCGCACCCUCGGGCGAGGCCACUUCGGCGAUACGCCAUGUGGCCAUGCCGGUCGGCCGCGCCCCUAAGGCCUUGCAGGAGGUACCUCGCGCAGAAUGCAAGAUGGUCAUACUUUCGGCGCUCGAGGAGGUGAUCAAGGAGGUAGUUGAGCGGCGUGACAGGGAGCAUCGUGAGAUGGACAACGACGAGCAUCGCGAAAAGGAGAGCGAGCUCACAGUCGCCGUCAGAGGCUGGUUGGAGAGUGUCGAGAUGGGAGAAUGACAACCCUACCCUCCCACCUCGACGACGAUCACCAUAUUCCUGACUUGCUUGGCACAUGCUCUAAUUGGGGGGGGGGGGGGGUUGUUCAUCAACUAUGUUUUCUUUUUUUCUUUUUCAACUAUUAAUUUUAUGAUUGUUUACCUGUAUCAUUAGCAUGGCGGUAGCAUCUUGUUUGCUGCGAUAUCUUGUUUUUCUUUUCCUUCUUUUUUUUAUCCUAUCCUCUGGACCUCACUCGAUUUGUGUGGUUGGGCCCCUCGAGCAUGGGGCCGGCAUUCAUUCGUUGAAAUACAUGAUACCCGAUUUCUCACAGGUAGGACAUCAUCGCUUACAGAUCCUUGAGCUAAUAAUCUCUUGGCAUAUUGUACAAAUGAACGAGACAGGAGCUAGACCGCCCUGCACAAGAUGAAUAGAUUAUCGUCGAACAGCUUUAUGUGAAAAGAUCA